Molecule: messenger RNA, 414 nt
Organism: Angiostrongylus costaricensis
Lineage: Eukaryota; Metazoa; Nematoda; Chromadorea; Rhabditida; Metastrongylidae
Source: the annotation of a GenBank genome assembly
AGAGGCGAAAGGGAGCCAUACCGAGAGAAUGGCAAUCGCAUCGCUACAGUAUUAUUCUAUAAAGAAGAAAAGAAUGCGUUCAAGAGCCUCAAGACUGGAAAUAGACUCGCCACGGUGUUAUUUUAUAUGACUAAGCCGGAACGUGGAGGGGCGACCGUGUUCAACAACUUGGGCACAGCCGUCUUCCCGUCCAAGUAUGAUGCGUUGUUCUGGUAUAAUCUGAUGAGAAGUGGCGAGGGAGAUUUGCGUACUCGACACGCAGCCUGUCCAGUUCUCCUUGGGGUCAAAUGGGUUUCAAACAAGUGGAUUCAUGAGCGCGGGCAAGAAUUCGCCCGUCCUUGCGGGUUAGACGAAGACGUUCAAGAAUACUUCGUCGGAGACCUCACUCCACGUUCUCGUAAAUAUCGCAAGUAG